GAAUAAAAUCAAGUUCGUCCUGAAGACCUGGGCGCAAAAGGACGUUUUCUUCCCCGGGUUGUCUAUACCCACGGCGGGUCUGGUGGCGGUAUUGUCCGAUGCGGCCAGCGAUGACACGUGGAUCGACGAGUACCUUUGCCUGAAUGCGACGGUGAGGAACGCCACGAAGGUCAAAGAUGGGUUGAAAUUGACGGAGCCUGACUCCGGGGUAAUAUGGCCUGUGAACAUUCCGGAUGAUAAAGUACGUAAUGUAUCCUUGAGCCACAACUUUACACUUGUGGCGACGGUGACCAUCGAAGAGGCCCCGAGUGGGAACACUCCUCUACUGAUUGCGGUGUUGGCGAACACUGAGCCCACGCAUACCAUGGGAAUCCUGUAUACGGCGAAUAAGACGUGGGAGACGAUUUCCAAAGGCGAGACAAAACCAACAACGGAAAGUGGCACUUGGGAGCUUAAGAAAGAAUAUCAAGUGGCACUCAUGCUGCAAGGCAACAAGAGCUCCGUGUACGUUGAUGGCAAUUCGCUGGGGGAGGAAGAAGCGCCGUUAACGGAUGAGACACCACUUGAGCUUUUAUACUUUUGCUUUGGCGCGUGCGAUAUGAAAAACUCUCCUAUGACGGUGAAGGACGUCUUUCUUUACAAUCGCCCACUAAAUCCCACUGAGAUGAGUGCAAUCAAGGAAAGGAUACCCGUUCCGACGAGAGCUCCAGAACCACAAGUAAAAAUUGCUCCUGAUCCUAUCGCACCUGCUGUGUCUGCUGUGUCUGGUGCACCUGCGGUGCCUGCUGUACCUGCGGUGUCUGCUGUACCUGCGGUGCCUGCUGCACCUGUCGCACCUGCGGUGCCUGCUGUACCUGCUGGGAAUGAAGGGACGGCACGAGAAAAGGGUGAUGGUGGGGCAAAUGGUGAUGCUGGUUCCGUGUACGGGAGUGGACUGCUGCCGCUGCUGCUUCUGCUGGGACUGUGGGGCUUUGCGACUGCGUGA
Trypanosoma cruzi is the source of this 985-nucleotide messenger RNA. RefSeq names its product trans-sialidase, putative. The record is from RefSeq and is a predicted model, not a curated record. Gene Ontology annotation, molecular function: exo-alpha-sialidase activity. The transcript has a single exon. NCBI's taxonomy places the organism in Eukaryota, Euglenozoa, Kinetoplastea, Trypanosomatida, Trypanosomatidae. The annotation marks the transcript as partial.